This is a messenger RNA of Onthophagus taurus, 1441 nucleotides long. It is a transcript of the gene Hsdl2, whose product is annotated as Hydroxysteroid dehydrogenase like 2. The record is from RefSeq and is a predicted model, not a curated record. NCBI's taxonomy places the organism in Eukaryota, Metazoa, Arthropoda, Insecta, Coleoptera, Scarabaeidae. Gene Ontology annotation, cellular component: mitochondrion.
GCAACUUUUUAAACACUUGUAGAAAUCGGACUUUACCCAGUAACACCAUUUAACAUAACUUACCGUAAUUUAUUGCUGUACGUUGUUGUUCCAAUUUCUGUUGUACUUCUUCUUUUAAAAACUCAAGAUGGUAUCGAAUUUAGCGGGUCGUACUAUUUUAAUAACCGGUGCAAGUAGAGGAAUAGGAAAAACAAUUGCUUUAAGAGCAGCUCGGGAUGGAGCUAACAUUGUUGUAGCAGCCAAAACAGCCGAGCCCCAUCCUAAAUUACCAGGAACUAUUUAUACAGCAGCAAAAGAAAUUGAAGCAGCCGGUGGAAAAGCUUUACCAUGCAUUUUGGAUGUAAGAGAUGAAAAGCAAGUACGUUCAGUGGUCCAACAAGCUGUUGAUAAAUUCGGCGGGAUCGAUAUUUUAAUAAACAACGCUUCGGCGAUUUCUUUAACUCCAACCCCUCAAACAGAAAUGAAACGAUAUGAUUUGAUGCAUAAUAUUAAUACAAGAGGAACUUUUCUAAUGUCUAAAGAAUGUCUUCCAUAUUUACAAAAAAGCUCCCACGCCCACAUUUUAAACAUUUCACCACCUCUAAAUAUGUCUCCGGGAUGGUUUUCAAAUCAUGUAGCUUAUACAAUGGCUAAAUAUGGAAUGUCAAUGUGCGUUUUGGGGAUGCAUGAAGAAUUUAGACAAUAUGGAAUUGGUGUUAAUGCUCUUUGGCCUUUAACUGCAAUUCAUACGGCAGCAAUUGAAAUGCUCUCAGGUUCAGAAUCGGCUAAUUAUUCAAGAAAACCCGAAAUAAUGGCGGAUGCUGCUUAUUUAGUGUUAACGAAAGACCCAAAAAAGACAACGGGUAAUUUCUUUAUCGAUGAAGAUGUUUUAAAAGAAGCCGGAAUCACCGAUUUAACCCCAUACGCCGUUAACCCAGCGUUUAAAGAUCAAUUAAUGCGCGAUUUCUUUGUUGAUGAGAACCCAGGUGGUUUAUAUGAACAAGCCGAUAGCAUAACAAACCGAAAACAAUCACAAAGUGAAGCUGGUAAAGUCCCGUUUUUGUUUAAAAAAAUUGGGGAGUCUUUGAAUGCGGAUUUAGUAGCCAGCGUAGGGUCGAUUUAUCAGUUUGUUUUAACCGGGGAUGAAGCGGGAAAAUGGUUUUUGGAUUUGAAGAAUGGGACUGGGAAAUACGGACAAGGUGAACCAUCGCAUCCUGCUGAUUGCACCUUAACUAUGGAUAGUAAGAAUUUCUUUAGCAUGUUCGAUGGGAAAUUAAAACCUAGUGCUGCUUAUAUGACCGGAAAAUUAAAGAUAGCGGGGAAUUUGCAGAAAGCUUUAAAGUUGGAGAAAUUAAUGGGAAAAUUAAAGGCUAAGUUGUAAGUUUUUAAGGAAGACUGAUUUUAUAACCAAUAUAUUUUUUUAUAUUAAAAGCAUUUCUUAAAUAAAACGGGAUUAAAUUUA